CACAGGAUGAAAUACAGCCAGCGGCUGAGCAGUCGUCUCGUUAUAAUACAUUUAGGAGCGUUGACGCCUCAUCUGCCUCGCAGUAAUACCUGUACGAUGAAGCCUGUGUCUUACCUGAACGUCUCUCAGUAAUACCUGUACGAUGAAGCCUGUGUCGUACCUGUACGAUGAAGCCUGUGUCGUACCUGAACGUCUCUCAGUAAUACCUGACCGGAAACUUCCACCAGUUUGUAAAAAUCUCUCUGACCAAAAACCCGAAGAAACCCCCCCCCCCCCCCAGCAACCGUUUGUUUCUCAGCCGCUCAGCCGGACUCUGGCCAUCGAGCUGCUGGAUAAAGUCAGUAACUCAGACCAGACGCCCUACCAGGAGCACCAGGACGAGGAUGAGACCGACGCAGAGGUCGUCUCUGUCCCUCAGAGGAUCCCGUCUGGAAACACCAGAGGAGGAAAGACUCUGUCUGAGCUCACCUUUGAUCAGAUGACGUUUGAUCCUCCUCUCAGGAAAGAGACUGAAGCUCACCAUGAAGAGUUGGACUCUGAUCGUUUCCUGGACUGCGUGGAGGAGCUCUACUACACCGCCAGAUCCCACCUGAAGCUGCAGGUGGAGGAUGAAGAUAAUUCUGCAGGACCAGGACUAGAACCAGGACUCGGACCCGGAUCAGGAUCAGUGUCAGGACCCAAACUAGGACUAGGACCCAGACCAGGACCAGGAAACCAGUGAGAACAGGAUCCUGACCUUAUGAACACUAAAAUCAAAUUGAAAUGUUAUUGAUCUCAAGGACGUUUGUUGUGCAGCAGUUUUAAUACAAAGUAGGAAACUAAAAGAAAACAUUAGAAACUCUAAUAAUAAGAUCUCACAUGUUCUUAAUGAAGGUGAAGCCGGGGCGUGAAUGUGCCAAGCUUCUUCUCCGUCUGCACCAUAUUCUUGAACGCUUCCACAUCGCAUCAUUUUCUAACUUUCGUUUUUGAGCUGAAGUACGAUAACUUAGCUUAGCGUCGCCGGCUUUAUCAUAAUUUCCUUACAAAAGAAAACCACCAUUUAUAUUCCCAACAUGUGUUCAGUUUAUCCAAAGAAUUUGUUGUUGGAGCUUAAAGAGCUGCUGGCUGUGUUAGUUAUUAUAUCUUAUAGUAUUGAUCUUUUCUAUGUUAUUAUAACAUGAUAAUCAGCAGCUGAGGCCGUUAAACCGUCCGAUCCUGCAGCUGUGAAUGAAAAUAUGAUUCACUGUUUACACUCUGCUAGCGGUAUUAAAUAUAAUAAUAUAUAAAGAAA
This is a messenger RNA of Cottoperca gobio, 1270 nucleotides long. RefSeq names its product mitogen-activated protein kinase kinase kinase kinase 3-like. The record is from RefSeq and is a predicted model, not a curated record. The transcript is spliced from 6 exons. The coding region runs from base 143 to 721 and encodes 192 amino acids. NCBI's taxonomy places the organism in Eukaryota, Metazoa, Chordata, Actinopteri, Perciformes, Bovichtidae.